Camarhynchus parvulus is the source of this 1633-nucleotide messenger RNA. RefSeq names its product V-set and transmembrane domain containing 2 like (gene VSTM2L). The record is from RefSeq and is a predicted model, not a curated record. NCBI's taxonomy places the organism in Eukaryota, Metazoa, Chordata, Aves, Passeriformes, Thraupidae.
AUGGGCGCCCUGGCCCUGGCCCUGGGGAUUUUCCACUACCUGGGGCUCUACCUGCAGCUCGGCGCCGCCUCCCCACCCCCGUGGGACGCCCCGGCGGCGGGCAGCGCUCUGUUCACCGAGACCCCGCACGACAUGACGGCGCAGGCGGGGGAGGAUGUGGAGAUGGCGUGCUCCUUCCGCGGCAGCGGCUCCCCCUCCUACUCCCUGGAGAUCCAGUGGUGGUACGUCCGCAACCACAAGGACUGGACGGACAAACAGACGUGGGCUUCCAGUCAGCUGAAAUCAUCACCACCAGAGGAGCCCGGGAAAGAGGCGACAAAAAUCAGCGUGGUGAAGGUGGUCGGCAGCAACAUCUCCCACAAGCUGCGGCUGUCGCGGGUGAAGCUGGAGGACGAGGGGACCUACGAGUGCCGGGUGAUCGACUCCAGCGACGGCAAGGCACGGCACCACAAGGUGAAGGCGUACCUGCGGGUGGAGGCGCCGGGGGGCCCGGGGCACCCCCAGGACACCGAGCUGCGGGAGGCGCCGCUGGCAGAGCUCGCCGCGCCCGGCUCAGCGCACGCACACCACCACCACCACCAGCACAAAGCCGGGAGGGAGCUCAAGAAGCGCUCGGCAGACACCUCCUGUGUGCUGUAGGUGGGCGCUGCGGGGGGACGCCGGAGCCCCCCUCCGCCCCGGACUCAGCGGGGCCAUCGAGGGUCCCGCACCCCCUGCCAGAGACUGGCCCCAGCACCCCGUCCUGUCCCGCCCCCCUCGCCCCCUCCCUGUCCCUGGGGCCCGGCGGUGCCAGGGCUCGGCGCGGUGCGGAGCGGGACCUGCCGGCGCCCCGGCUGCACCCCGGGGCUGUGCCCGGGGCCGGGGCCUGUGCCCGCGCCUGGGGUCCCCAUGCCCCGGCCUUGUGCGGGCGGUGCCGCGGGCUGUGCUGUGCCCCAGCUCUGUGCCCAGUGGGACCCUCCCUGCCCUCCCCCGUGCUUCGCAGACCCAGCCGCCUGUUCCUGUAGGUUGCCCCGUUUAGUUGCUCGGUUCCAGCCCCACAGUGCGUGUCUAAGUUCCAGCCUCCAUCCUACAGCCCGUGUGUAUCCUCCCUCCCUCCCUGCCCUGCCCUGCCCUGCCCUGCCCUGCCCUGCCCCGCAGCCCCCAGCACGUCAAGGCCUGAGCUCAGCAGAGGAAGGACGGCACGGCACACUGCCCGGCACCUCGGGCAUCGCUCAGCCAGGCAGCUGCCCGUGCUCCGUGUGUGCCCGGGAAGGUAGACACCUCCUGUGCCGCGGGCGCUGGCCCCUCGCACCCAUCACUCCUCUCCCCUCGCAUCUCACACAGGAUGGGGCGCUCAUCCGCCAGCCCCGUCCAGCGUGGUCCCAUCCCCUGCCCGUGCUGCCGUGGCUCUCCGCCCCCUCUCGGUCAAGCAUCCCUCCCCUCCAGGCCACAGCACCACGCUGCCCCGGGCAGGGUCUGGCCCAGGGGCUCUUGUGCCGCAGUGCAAACAGCAGAGCCCGUCCCUGCUGCCCCCAGGGGUGACCGCGGCCGCUGGGGCCGGAGCUGUGGGGACGGAGGGGGGCCCGAGCCUCCCCCCCGGGUGCUGCUCCCCUGCUGCCCCCCAGCCUGCCACCAUCAGACCUGCUGCAGCUAA